Monoraphidium neglectum is the source of this 846-nucleotide messenger RNA. Its product is annotated as Transmembrane 9 superfamily member 2 Flags:Precursor. Gene Ontology annotation, cellular component: membrane. Bases 1 to 846 code for a protein of 281 amino acids. The transcript is spliced from 4 exons. Gene Ontology annotation, biological process: protein localization to membrane. The record is from RefSeq and is a predicted model, not a curated record. NCBI's taxonomy places the organism in Eukaryota, Viridiplantae, Chlorophyta, Chlorophyceae, Sphaeropleales, Selenastraceae.
AUGACCUUUGCCCUGCUGGGCUUCCUGUCCCCCGCCAACCGCGGCGGCCUCAUGACUGCCAUGGUCAUGAUGUUUGUGUUCAUGGGGCUGUUUGCCGGCUACGCGGCGGCGCGGCUGUACAAGCAGUUCAGGGGAGAGGAGUGGAAGGCCAUGACGCUGCGCACAGCACUGCUGUUCCCAGGCGUGGUGUCCCUGAUCUUCUUCGGCCUGGACCUGCUGAUCUGGGGCCAGAAGUCCAGCGGCGCCGUGCCCAUCGGCACGCUGGUCGCCAUCGCCUUCCUCUGGCUCGGCGUCAGCGUGCCCCUCACCUUCGUGGGCAGCUACUUUGGCUUCAAGAAGCCCGCCGCGGAGGACCCCGUGCGCACCAACAAGAUCCCGCGCCAGAUCCCGGAGCAGCCGUGGUACAUGCACCCCGCGUUCAGCUGCCUCGUCGGCGGCGUGCUGCCGUUUGGCGCUGUCUUCAUCGAGCUCUUCUUCAUCCUCACCUCGGUGUGGCUGCACCAGUUCUACUACCUCUUCGGCUUCAUCACGCUCGUGUUUGUGAUCCUGUGCAUCACGUGCGCCGAGAUCACCGUCGUGCUGUGCUACUUCCAGCUCUGCAGCGAGGACUACGUCUGGUGGUGGCGCGCCUACUUCACGAGCGGCAGCAGCGCGCUCUACCUGUUUGCGUACAGCGCGUUCUAUUUCUACAGCAAGCUGGACAUCACCAAGUUCGUGCCCAUGGUGCUCUACUUUGGAUACAUGACAAUGGUAUCUUACGGGUUCUUCUGCCUUACAGGCACUAUUGGCUUCUACGCCUGCUGGUGGUUCAACCGGAUCAUUUACGCAGCGGUCAAAAUUGAGUAG